CGGCACUUCUGGAUCUCUAUCUGUCACCGUCAUCUUCUUCCAGAAUGGUUUCCGAGUCGUGCGGUAAUCCUUCGGUGGAAGUCGAAGCAACCAUGAGUCGUCGACCAAAGUAUGACAAGUCCAAAAUUUGCAUAAAAUGCAAGGUGAAUAAUGGAGCAAUUGUAGUUCGACAUGCCGUCUAUUGCAAGGAGUGUUUCCCCGCCUUGCUGAGUUCCAAAGUAAAGCGAAUUCUUGAGCCUCACAUCAAUCCCAAACCAGAAUCAUCAAGGAAAAAGUCAUUAAAGGCCUCUGGAAAUCUAUUGGUUGGAUUUUCAGGCGGCUUAGGCUCUACUACAUUGCUAGAUCUCAUCUCGAGAAUAUACCUUUCGAAUCGAAUGGAGAUCAAGGAAGAAGGCGUAGCUAAACUAAGAGGCGGGAAAGGCCAUCCUCGCAAUGAACCUGUGUGGGAGAAGGUUACUGUGUGCUAUGUAGAAAUUGCUGCGGGAUUCUCGGGAAUGACAGACCGCACGGAAACAAUCCAGCAAUUAGUUCAAGAGAAUUUUGAAGCCUUAGAUUUCAUUCCCUUGAGAAUAGAGAAUGCCUUUGAUCCUGCCUGGUGGGAUAGAGUGGGAGGAAAGCUUACUUCAGAUAUGAAUGCCGAUUUAAUCAAUGACGACCUUUUUGUAUCAACCGUCUUUGAUAGUCCCGCAUCUGAUCCAGUGCAGAGGCUUCGCUCAUAUAUAUCCGCCCUCCCUACGCAUACUGCCAUAGACAGUACAAUACAUACUCUGAUCAGGAUUUUGUUGCUCUACACCGCACGCUCUACCCGAUCGUCACAUCUAUUAUUAGGCACAAGCUUGACAUCACUGUCCAUAAACUUGAUUUCGUCCAUUGCCCAGGGAGGUGGAUUCUCUGUUCGCGAAGAGGCCCAAGAAGAGUGGAAAUCGGAUUCAAUGGAAACCGUUCGCUUGAUCAGACCGUUGCAGGAGAUUACGAUGAAGGAAUGUUCAAUGUGGGCCUGGUGGAACAAUUUACGCGUGUUGGGGAAGCAGAGGCAUCCAGGGGUUAAGCAAGGAAUCGGAGCCUUAACAAAAGAUUUCAUUGUCGGCCUUGAACGCGACUAUCCAUCCACCGUCUCGACGAUUGCACGUACUUGUGCCAAAUUGGCACCGAGAGUCGGAGCGUUAGGAUCAUGUAUAUUGUCUGGAUAGACCGCUUCAACCCGGCGUACAAGAAUGGGUAUCGCGUAUAUCCAUACGAGCUACCGCACCCUCAUCCCCAUCACACUCCUCAGAUUCGUCUUCCCUGUUGCAAUCGUUGACGCCGUAUUUGUGUUACUCAUGCCAUACUACUUUAAUGAGUCGAAGCUCAAAAAGCAUAUCUGGCAAUAUCACAAACGCAUCGCUUCCCCUUCCUGUAUGGGCGUCAGCGCGUUUGCACAACUCUCCUUCUGACGCUGCUAUCAGUGUGCAACUAGAUGUGAAGGCUGACGACGAGAUUUGGGUGACGCGUAAAGUUGAUCCAAACGAGAUGAAAGCGGCCAUUGGGGAGUUUCUACUGGUAUGACUUGUGUAGGUCAGCGCAGUAGUUAUCCGUCGUCUAGAAAUGUGAUGCUCUGAGAAUGACCUUUGCAUCUUCCGUGAAAACUUGAUUCUGUU
Molecule: messenger RNA, 1637 nt
Organism: Lentinula edodes (shiitake mushroom)
Lineage: Eukaryota; Fungi; Basidiomycota; Agaricomycetes; Agaricales; Omphalotaceae
Exons: 7
Coding region: 45-1190 (381 amino acids)
Biological process (GO): tRNA wobble position uridine thiolation
Cellular component (GO): cytosol
Molecular function (GO): tRNA binding; sulfurtransferase activity
Source: RefSeq, a predicted model, not a curated record